AGAAGUUACAAGUUUGACAAACAAACAUUUCUGCCAUGACCAAGACCUGAGAUAUGGAGAUAUCAAAUACGUAUACAAUACCCUUGUUAGAGUAUAUAUAUAUCUAUGUAUAGGAGGGUAUAUUAGUGAUUGUCAUUGUAAAUAGGGUUUUACCAUAACGCUAAAGCGUAUUGUAUUUUGUCUAUUUAAGCUCGGGAUGAGCCGUGUCAAUCCAACAGGGAUUCGUGAGUCGUAAUCCUUUCUUGUCCGUCAUCUUUGUAAACCCUCAAUUAAACUUUAGCGCAAGAAACAACGACAAUCAUACUUCUUCAUUAGCUUCAAAACCUUCUUUCUCUCUUCUAUUGAAUUUGAUUUUAAUUCCUUCGGCCGGUUUGCUAUAUUGCUAUGGGUGUGAAAACUAAGGGUCCGGCCAUUGGAAUCGACCUCGGCACGACGUACUCAUGCGUGGGUUACUGGAAAUAUGAUCGAGUUGAGAUUAUAACUAAUGAUCAGGGCAACAGGACAACUCCAUCCUACGUUGCUUUUACCGAAAACGAACGUUUGAUUGGUGAUGCUGCUUACAAUCAAGUUGCGUUGAAUCCGGUCAACACUGUCUUCGAUGCCAAGAGGUUGAUCGGCAGGAAAUUCAACGAUGAGACAGUACAGAGCGACAUGAAACUCUGGCCAUUUAAGGUUGUUUCCGGCACCAAUGAAAGGCCGAUGAUUGUGGUCACCUACAAAGGUGAAAAAAAGCAAUUCGCACCGGAAGAAAUAUCUUCAAUGGUUCUAACACAAAUGAAACACAUUGCCGAAACCUACAUUGGGUCAGAGGUGAAAGAUGCAGUUGUGACCGUCCCUGCCUAUUUCGAUCAUUCUCAGCGUCAGGCAACCAUAGAUGCCGGAGAAAUCGCCGGCAUUAAUGUAUUGCGCAUCAUCAACGAACCAACUGCGGCUGCCAUUGCCUAUGGCCUCGACAAUAGUUCCAGCAUCACGGGGAAGAGGAAUGUUCUUAUCUUUGACCUCGGAGGAGGUACUUUUGAUAUCUCAAUUCUCGCCAUCAAAAUUGGCAACAUUGAAGUAAAAGCUACAGCUGGUGACACUCACCUUGGUGGGGAGGAUUUCGAUAACCGAAUGGUGGACCACUUCAUCAAAGAAUUCAAGAGAAAGCACGGUAAAGAUAUAAGUGGAAAUCCGAAAUCAAUGAGGAGGUUAAGAACAGCUUGCGAGAGAGCAAAGAGGAUCCUUUCAUCUUCAGCUGAGACAAGAAUCGAUAUUGAUUCCUUGUUCGAAGGGAUUGACUUUUCGGCAACCAUUACCCGUCCUAAAUUUGAGGAAUUGAACUCAGAUUUGUUCUCCAGGUGCAUGGAAACAGUUGAAAAAUGCUUGGCAGAUGCCAAGAUGACUAAGUAUUCAGUGGAUGAUGUUGUCAUGGUGGGCGGUUCCAGCCGGAUUCCAAAGGUUCAACAGAUGUUACAGGAGAUGCUGAAUGGAAAGGAACUUUGCAGAAACAUCAAUCCCGAUGAGGCUGUAGCCUAUGGCGCAGCUGUUCAAGCCGCUAUCUUGAGCGGCCAGGGGAAUGAGAAGGUUCAGGACCUUGUACUGGUGGAGGUGACUCCAUUAUCUUUAGGUAUCGAAACUACCGGACAAGUUAUGGAUGUUUUGAUUCCUAGGAAUACCACUAUCCCUACCAAAAGAGUAGGGAAUUUCACAACUCGAAAAGACAAUCAGACAAGUGUGUUAUUUGAAGUGUUUGAGGGUGAAAGGGCAAUAUCAAGAGACAACAAAUUGUUGGGUAAAUUCACACUGACAGGGGUUCAAAAUGCCCCAAGAGGAGUCCCUAAACUCGAGGUUACCUUUGAUCUGCAAGCCAAUGGCCUUUUGAAUGUAUCUGCGCGGGAUAAAAUCACAGGUCAUCAGAAAAGCAUCAUAAUCUCCAGCGGAAGGUUGUCAAGGGAUGAGAUUGAUAUGAUGAUAAAGGAAGCUAACAAGUUUAAGAUGGAAGACGAAAAGCACAGGAAGAAGAAUGCAGCGAGGUAUUCCUUUGAGAACUACAUUUUUCAGAUGAGGGAUCACUUAAACUUCAACCUGAUGUCUUCUUCCGAGAGAAAGAAAGCUGAAGAAGCCAUGAAGAAGGCCUUCCAAUGGUUGGAUGCAAGGGAGGAACUAGCCGAGGUUUAUGAAUACGAUGAGAAAAAGAAGGAACUGAUGCGCAUCUGGAAACCACCAAGUACCGAAGCUGGGGAGAGCGGUAGCGCAUCACCACUGCGAAGGUUUAUGAGUAAGUUUGGCAAGAGUCGCGGUCGCUGAUGGAGCUGAAAUUCAGGCUGUAUGAGCUAUAUAUUGUGUGUUACAUAAUUCCUUUAAAGUACAUACUGAUCUUGUUAAUCUUGUUUCCCAAAAAGUUGCUGAAGACCAGUGUUCGAGUGCAUUAUGAGGGCUCUAUGGAUCAUCAGCUUUACCAAUGAAUGAUUCAGAGAAAAAUAAAUAUACUGUACAUUUCAAAGUUUAUUUACUUGAAGAAUUCUCUCUGUUCUUGUAUACUGUAUUCCGUGUUCAUUCAUCGGCUAAUUCAUACAUACAUAAUUCUUUAUUUGCGAAUUGAAC
Molecule: messenger RNA, 2583 nt
Organism: Oldenlandia corymbosa var. corymbosa
Lineage: Eukaryota; Viridiplantae; Streptophyta; Magnoliopsida; Gentianales; Rubiaceae
Source: the annotation of a GenBank genome assembly